This is a messenger RNA of Notothenia coriiceps (black rockcod), 2849 nucleotides long. RefSeq names its product neoverrucotoxin subunit beta-like. Bases 244 to 1629 code for a protein of 461 amino acids. The record is from RefSeq and is a predicted model, not a curated record. The transcript is spliced from 2 exons. NCBI's taxonomy places the organism in Eukaryota, Metazoa, Chordata, Actinopteri, Perciformes, Nototheniidae.
ACACACACACACACACACACACACACACACACACACACACUUUGUUUAUGGAAACUCCUGGCAGGAUAUGAAGCCGAAGCUUUGAAAUUAUAAGUUUCAUUAUAAUUUAUAUAAACAAAAGUUUUGCCCCGAACUGAUCCAUAAACUGUUUGCUUUCCAAUUCUUUCAGGUCCCAGAUUGUGGAAUGAUAAAACACUGGAAGAAAAAACCACUGAAACCCCUCAGCACAGCAGUAACUUUGAAAUGUCUGCAUCUGACUCCAUUGAAUCCAAGUCCUCUCUGAUGGAUAUUGAAGCUUCUCUGAAGCUCAGUUUCCUGGGUGGACUGGUAGAAGUUGGAGGAUCUGCCAAAUAUCUGAAUGAUGAGAAGAAAUUCAAGAAUCAGAGCAGAGUGACCUUUCAGUACAAAGCUACCACCAACUUCAAGCAGUUGUUAAUUGAUAAUGUGACCCUGGACACCGAACAGAUGGAGGUUAUUGAGAAGGGCUCAGCGACUCAUGUAGUCACAGGCAUCCUGUAUGGGGCAGAUGCUUUCUUUGUGUUUGACAGUGAGAAGUUAGAAGCCAGCCAGGUUCAGAAGAUAGAGGGAAGCAUGCACGCUGUGAUAAAGAAGAUUCCUUCUUUUGAUUUUGAGGGGAAGGUUAAAAUCCAGCUGACUGAUGAAGAGAAAGCCCUGACUAACAAAUUCUCCUGCAAAUUCUACGGAGACUUCAUUCUCAAAAGCAACCCAGCAACAUUUGUAGAUGCAGUGCAGACCUAUGUAGAACUUCCACAGCUACUGGGAACAAAUGGAGAGAAUUCCGUCCCAGUGACGGUCUGGCUGAUGCCUCUGAAGAGUUUUGAUCCCAAAGCUCCUGAGCUGAUGACGGGGAUCAGCAUCGGACUAGUGAAGAAGGCCCAAGAUGUUCUGGAAGAUUUAAAGGAAAUAAGAAUGAGAUGCAACGAUUCUCUGGGAGGCAAAGUGGAAGAGCACUUCCCAAAGAUCCAAAAAGACCUAAACACUUUCCUCAAACUGUGUGGUUAUUAUGAAUCCAGCCUCGAACAGACCAUGGCCAAGACAAUUCCCUCCAUCCGAGAAGGAAAGGAAGAUGAGAGCUCACUGGAAGAAGUCUUUAAAGACAGGAACAAGUCACCCUUCAGCCAUGAAAAACUAACCAAGUGGCUGGAUCACAAAGAGAGAGAAAUCAACGUCAUCAAGUCCUGUGUGGACAUCAUGAAGGGUUUUAAGAUCGUCGCAAACCAGUCUGAGCUGGACAGAGAGGUCCUUGGAAACAAAUUGGUUCUGUGCUUUGUUUUCACCUCCAUGGAGAGUGCUGACCCCUGCCUUGAAGCGAUGGAUCAAUACGCAAACUCACUCAAAUGCGUGAGCACUGAAGAAGAGCCAUGGUACUACUCAGACGACGUCUUACAAAAGAUGAGAAAAAAAGCCCACCAGUUCAUUAAAUAUUUUGGAGCACUCACGAAUCGUUGUUGUUUCCUCAUGGCAGCCAUUGAAAAUAAGAAAUUCAAAGGAGCAACCAUCUACUACUACGACGGCGGCAUUCUGAAGACUGAAGAUUUCCCACCCAGUGAUGUGAAGACUGGAGACUUAAAAGCACUCAGUGAGGUGAAGAAGCAUACCGGAAAGUAGAGAUCUGAACUGGUAUGCCUGUGAUCUCACACUGCAAGGGAACACUGCAGGCAACUUUCUUGGGAUCCAUGUAGCUUUCUUUCGGCUGUUAAUCAUUUUCUAAAGAGACUUUAUUUAGAUGUUUCUGUUAUGAUCAGGGUUGUCUUCCUUCUGAUGCAUGCAACACAUUUAGGGUAUACAUGUGCUGACCUCUAACACCAAAUAAAUGACCCUAUUAACCCAUAUUAACCUGCAAAUUGCAAAAGGUGUUCCACAGGGCUCUAUCCUGGGGCCCUUUCUGUUUAAUCUUUGUAAAGAUGAUACCAAGUGACUGUUAUAUCAUUCUCUAUGCUGAUGACUCUGUUGUGUCCUGUUAUGUGAAGGCUGUUACAAUUCUUCAGCACUUCCUUACUGAUUGUGAAGUUUCUCUCAAUAACUACAAGUUAGUUCGUAGGGCAGAUACAUUGAAAAUCGUGCCCUUAAUCAGCCAAUAUAUGAAUAAUGGUAGUCUCAUCUCUACUGAGAAUGGAUCAAAUAUUGAAAGUCACUUAAUAAAAGCAUCUUGUUUUUUGAUUUGGAAAGCAAAGUAAUUUUCUAAAUACAAUUUGACUUUCUUCUUGAGGAAACUCUUUUCCACACAAUCUUCAGUUCAGCAUCUUGCUUGAUGACUGCAGGCACUGGGAAUCGAGCCAUAGAUGUAUCUUUUAUUGAAUUUGUCACAUGGAUCGUUUAUAUUGUGAGUUGAAUUUCACAGCGUUUAUAACUUUUUUAACCUAAUUGUGGGUUUUAUUGUCUUUUUCUUUUCUUUUUCUGAUGACAUGGUGGAUGUUGUGCUUCAUAAAUAAAGUUUGAUUCUCAAAGGUUCGUGCUUCUUUUGUUGAAGUAGAAUGGUUCAAUACAAAUGUAAGUGCGUAUAUUAUAAGUUUAGUAUAUUUUUUAGAUUAUAAGUAGUAUAUUUAUAUAUCUUAUAGUACACAGUGCUUAUUUAACUGUACUUUAAUUCAAAUGUAUAGUUUUAUUUUUCCUUAAUUUUACUUGCAAUAUUACGUCACUCAAACUAAAUUAAUAACAGAUCUGCUGUAAGCUAGCUAGCUAAGGUAGCCAGUCAUUUCAGAUCUACUGAUUUCUGGCUUUAUCUGUUGUUUUGAACUUUGUAUGAUGAGUUGUGUUAUGGAAAUCUUAGACCUAGUCAAUACUGUGGAGAUAUACAAUUAGAAUGAUCAAUCAAUAAACUGGUGAAA